This is a messenger RNA of Dioscorea cayenensis subsp. rotundata (Guinea yam), 2044 nucleotides long. Its product is annotated as pentatricopeptide repeat-containing protein At3g46790, chloroplastic-like. The record is from RefSeq and is a predicted model, not a curated record. Gene Ontology annotation, molecular function: RNA binding; protein binding; zinc ion binding. Gene Ontology annotation, biological process: RNA modification. Lineage: Eukaryota; Viridiplantae; Streptophyta; Magnoliopsida; Dioscoreales; Dioscoreaceae.
AGUUUGAAACUUGAAAGUGAAGGUCUCAUAAUCUAAAUAAAAAAAAAAAAAAGUAAAAAACUCAGAUCCAAUUCACAAUACAUUCCAUGCUUCUUCUCAACUCCUUCACAACAAGAACCAGACCUUAUUAUUAUCAUCACUACUUGCUUUCUUCUCUUCGCCAUUGCUCUUCAACCUACUCUCGCUACACCUCCAUUCUCCAGUCCUGCAUCUCUCGCAAGGCCAUCGAUCCCGGCAAGCAACUCCACGCGCGUCUUCUCCUCUCUGGCCUUGGCUUUGACGCAAUCCUCGCCACCAAGCUCGUCAACCUUUACUCCGUUUGUAACCAUCUCCGUGAUGCCUACAACCUGUUUGAUAGAAUUCCCCAGAGAAAUGUGUUUCUUUGGAAUGUCCUCAUUCGUGGUUUCGCGUGGGAAGGGCCUCAUGAAAUGGCGCUCUCGUUGUACUACCGGAUGGUUGAGGCCGGCCUCCAGCCGGACAAUUUCACGUUCCCGUUUGUCCUUAAGGCAUGCUCGGCGUUGUCUGCGCUGGAAGUUGGUCGGGAGAUUCAUGAGCAUGUGGUGCGCUCGCGGUGGGACUCGGAUGUGUUCGUUGGCGCUGGGCUGAUCGAUAUGUAUGCUAAGUGUGGGUGUGUUGAUGAUGCACGACAAGUGUUUGAUAGAAUUACCGAAAGAGAUGUUGUGCUAUGGAAUGCUAUGAUUGCUGCUUACUCUCAGAAUGGACACCCUUCUGAUGCACUCUCUUUGUGCCAUGACAUGGCUAGAGAAGGUGUCGCGCCUACAGUCGCGACGUUGGUCACCGUUGUCUCAGCAUCGGCCGAUGUAGCAGCGUUGCCGAGAGGCAGAGAAAUUCAUGGUUACAGUUGGCGGAGAGGCUUCGAAGCACAAGACAAAGUGAAGACUGCACUCAUAGACAUGUAUGCGAAGAGUGGAUGGCUUAAGAUUGCAAGGACACUUUUUGAACAGCUUGCGGAGAGAAGGCUCGUCUCAUGGAACGCGAUGAUCGCCGGGUAUGCAAUGCACGGGCAUGCUAAUGAGGCGUUUGCUUUGUUUGACAGAAUGAAACAAGAGGCUGUAGUCGUGCCGGACCAUAUCACAUUUGUUGGAGUUUUAUCAGCUUGCAGUCAUGGUGGUCUCAUGGAUCAAGGAUGGAAGUUCUUCAACUCAAUGCAGGGUGAUUACUCUUUGAAGCCAUUGCCACAACAUUAUACUUGCAUGAUUGAUCUCCUUGGCCACUCUGGUAGGCUAGAUGAAGCCUACAAACUUAUCGGGGAGAUGACGAUGACACCGGAUUCUGGUGUGUGGGGUUCUCUGCUCAAUGCUUGCAAGAUUCACAGGAAUGUGGAAUUAGGAGAAGUAGCACUGGAGAAGCUGAUUGAAUUGGAGCCUGACAAUGCUGGGAACUAUGUGAUCCUGUCAAACAUCUAUGCACAAGUUGGUAAAUGGGAAGGCACUGCUAAAGUGAGGAAAAUGAUGACUGAGAGAGGAUUGAAGAAGAGCAUUGCAUGCAGUUGGAUUGAAGUGAAGAACAAAGUGCAUGCAUUCGUCGUCGGGGAUUUAUCUCAUCCAAGAUCUGAAGAGGUUUAUGAUGAGCUGGAGAGACUGGAAGGGCUGAUGAAAGAGGCUGGUUACGAGGCGGAGACGAUGCCUGUUUUUCAUGAUGUGGAGGACGAUGAGAAGAGGAACAUGGUGCGGAGCCAUAGCGAGCGGUUGGCAAUCGCCUUCGGGCUCAUUAGCACACCGCCGGGGAGUAGGUUGUUGGUGACCAAGAACCUGAGAGUGUGUGAAGAUUGUCAUGUGGUUAUCAAGCUCAUUUCAAAGAUUGUUGGGCGGGAGAUUGUUGUCAGGGAUGUCAAUAGGUAUCAUCACUUCAAGAAUGGACUAUGUUCAUGUGGAGAUUACUGGUGAAGUGAAGCAGAGAUUGUUUGAAGUUAAUGAUUAUUCUUUAUAUCUAAAUGUGAAAUUUUUAUUGCUAGCUAAUACAAAUGCAUUUCCCGAUGAUACUCAACUUCAUGGAGAUGUUGUUUCAUUAAAUACAUGGUUGA